This is a messenger RNA of Drosophila grimshawi, 1086 nucleotides long. RefSeq lists its product as uncharacterized. The record is from RefSeq and is a predicted model, not a curated record. The transcript has a single exon. Lineage: Eukaryota; Metazoa; Arthropoda; Insecta; Diptera; Drosophilidae. Gene Ontology annotation, biological process: response to X-ray; double-strand break repair via nonhomologous end joining; positive regulation of ligase activity. Gene Ontology annotation, cellular component: DNA-dependent protein kinase-DNA ligase 4 complex; DNA ligase IV complex; nucleus. Bases 65 to 790 code for a protein of 241 amino acids. Gene Ontology annotation, molecular function: DNA binding.
CAUCGUUAUCGUUAUCGCGAACAGCUGUGCUUAUAUUUAACAAUUUGAUUGAGCUAAUUUCAAAAUGACAGAACAUGUCGUUAAAGUACUGCAGCGCACACAGCUGAGCCACAGUCAGUCGGAUGUGAAGCACUUCAUUUAUUUGCACAGCAAGUGGCUAGAGGAUGUCACCGAACUGGAGCUAUUUCUCACAUCGAGCAAUGCGAGCUAUCGAGCUACACUGAAACAUGAUGAAGUUAGAAGCGCUGCCGAAGACCUCAGUCAGCCCUAUAAUGAGUUCUAUGCAGAGUGCAAAAAGGCGCUGACCACACAAAUGGGUAUGCCCGGCUUCGAUUAUGACUUGGACGAGCAACAGUUACGAUUUAAGCUCGUGAAAUGCUUAGGCUUCGAAACGUUCUAUGUCGAUGUGCCAAUACGCAAAAUAUCCAAUUGCCAUCAGUUGUUGGAUGCGGCCGUUGAAUGUGCACAUCAACCCCAUCAAAUUGAUACCUCAGACAGCACCGCUGUCCUGCUAGAAACAGGCGCCAGUCAAUCCAAUAAUGAGCUGCUCGCCGAAUACGAGCAGUAUAUCAAAGACGCCAAGCUGUCGGAAAGGAAAUUACUGAAGAAGUUUAUCAUGCUCAUCAAUAACAAGAAACAACGUAUUGAAGAACUGGAACGGAAACUAGAACAUCGUCAAAAUAAUACAGUUGACGAGGCGGAGAGCGAUGUGGGUGACCCCGAUGAUGAUGAUGAUGUUUAUUGCGGCGCCACACAGGCUAUGACUCAACGCGAUCUAAUGCAGGACUGAUGUUAUAAGAGAGUUGAAACAUUAUAUCAGAUAAUGUUCGCAAUUAUAUUCUAUCUGUAUAUUAUACAAUUCAUUUUGUAUAUAUUAUCUCUAAUGUAAUGCUCGAGUACCUGUAACAUCCAUAACUAAAUAUAACUACACAACUAACAAAAACUAUUGCAAUAUUUGUCCAUUCCUGUGACUCGUUUUUGUUUUCUUUAAUAAAUUAUCUUUAUAAGGUAUAUGUGUGUAUAAGUAUGUAUAAAUAAACAACAAAUAGAUUUUUUCCUUUAACAUAAUAUACAAUACAAUUACAA